AUGACAUUCAAGUUCACUUUCAGGUUGUGCUGGGGAUGGGGGUCGGGGGAGAGAGCAAAGCUCGGAAAGAAACGUUGUGAAGUAUGGAGAACAGAUAAAGAACGCGGCGGAAAUAACAAUGUGCCAGCUCCAUCUCUAGGCCACAAGAGCACGGUCCCUUCUAAACCUUCUGUAGUGCUAGUGUCCCCCAGACAUGUGAGCGGGCACCGUCAAGAGCAGCACGGCUGUGCACGUGACCCACGCGAUGGCCACCAUGAAUGGAUUCCCGAUCUCCAUACCUGCUGCAAUACUGGGUGGUUGUCGGAAGACGUGGAGAUGCUGGAAGACGCCGUGAAGAUCCUGGAAGACGUGGAGUUGCUGGAAGACGAGCAGAUGCUGGAAGCCCUGGAGAUGCUGGAAGCCCUGGAGAUGUAGGAAGACAAGGAUUUUCUGGAAGACAUAAAUUUUUUGGAAGACAUGGGUAGGCUGGAAGACAUGAAUUUGAUGGAAGACACAGCUUUGUUGGAAGACAAGGUAUUUCUGGAAGAUGUGGAUUUUCUGGAAGCCAUGGAUUUGAUGGAAGACUUGGAUUUUCUGGAAGACCUGGAGGUCAUUGGAAGACGUGGAUUUCCUGGAAGACAUGGCUUUUCUGGAAGACGUGGAUUUUCAGGAAGACCCGAGUUGUCCGGAAGACCUGGAUCAUUUGGAAGACAUAGAUUCGCUGGAAGACCUGGAGGUUACUGGAAGACAUGGAUUUUUUUCUGGAAGACGUGGAUCUCUAGGAAGACGUAUAUUUGUUGGAAGGCCUGGAUUAGUGGAAGACAUAAAUUUUCUGGAAGACGUGGCUUUAUUGGAAGACCUGGAUUUCUUUAAUAUGGAUUUGGUGGAAGACGUAGAUUUUUCUGGAAGACAUGGACUGAGUGGAAGACCUGGAUUUCUUUCUGGAAGACAUCGGUUGGCUGGAAGACCUGGAUUUCCUGGAAGACAUAG
This is a messenger RNA of Hyaena hyaena (striped hyena), 969 nucleotides long. RefSeq names its product cerebellar degeneration related protein 1 (gene CDR1). The record is from RefSeq and is a predicted model, not a curated record. Lineage: Eukaryota; Metazoa; Chordata; Mammalia; Carnivora; Hyaenidae.